Vigna angularis (adzuki bean) is the source of this 1494-nucleotide messenger RNA. Its product is annotated as uridine nucleosidase 1. Gene Ontology annotation, biological process: purine nucleoside catabolic process. Gene Ontology annotation, cellular component: cytosol. The record is from RefSeq and is a predicted model, not a curated record. Gene Ontology annotation, molecular function: purine nucleosidase activity. Lineage: Eukaryota; Viridiplantae; Streptophyta; Magnoliopsida; Fabales; Fabaceae. The transcript has 9 exons. The coding region runs from base 352 to 1257 and encodes 301 amino acids.
UUUCAUCCUUCAAAACUUCGCUUCAGCUUCUUCAUCUUCCUAAUCCUCUUCCUGCAUUUUCCCCGCGUGUGUAUGUGUGUAUGCUCCUUCCACUACCCACAUACAUACAUACACACAUACGUGUAUUCUCAUACUAUACGUACAUAAAUUCCUAAGUCUCUCCAUUUUUCCUAUUCCUCUUCGUCGCCGGUAAUUCGCUCAAUCCCUAGCUCUUCUCCGAUCAGAUCAUGGCCUCGCAGGUUAACGACGCAAACGGUGCCGUCAACGGUGCCCUCGGAAACGCCGAGAAGCUUAUUAUCGAUACCGACCCUGGGAUCGGACUGGCAUUUUUGUGAUUCUGCAGAUGAUAGCAUGGCCAUUUUGAUGGCUUUUCAAAGUUCCGAGGUUGACGUUCUGGGUUUGACAAGUGUCUUUGGCAAUACAACUACGGAACUUUCGACACGCAAUGCUUUGCUGUUGUGUGAGAUCGCAGGCCGUGAAGAUGUUCCAGUUGCAGAGGGCAGCUCUGGGCCAUUGAAGGGUGGAACGCCUCGUGUUGCUGAUUUUGUUCAUGGUAAAGACGGUCUAGGGAACACACUCCUACCUUCACCUAAAGGUAAGAAAAUUGAGAAGAGCGCUUGUGAGUUUUUGGUAGAGAAAGUCUCUGAAUAUCCUGGCGAAGUAUCUGUGCUAGCACUUGGACCACUAACAAAUUUGGCUUUGGCAAUCAAAAGUGAUUCAUCGUUUGCAAGCAAAGUGAAGAGAAUAGUUAUACUCGGUGGUUCAUUCUUUGCCUUGGGCAAUGUGAACCCUGCUGCAGAAGCAAAUAUCUAUGGAGACCCAGAAGCCGCAGACGUUGUGUUUACCUCUGGUGCAAAUAUUGUUGUUGUCGGAAUAAACAUUACAACCCAAGUCCAAUUCACAGAUGCUGAUCUCCUUCAAUUGAAAGAAUCUCAAGGAAAGUAUGCUCCCUUCUUGAGUGAGAUAUGCAAAUUCUACCGGGACUGGCAUGUAAAAUCUGAUGGUGUCCAUGGAAUUUUCCUCCACGAUCCCGUCAGUUUUGUGGCACUUGUGCGUCCAGAUCUUUUUACAUACCAGAAAGGGGUUGUGAGGGUAGAGACACAAGGCAUCUGUGUUGGGCAUACACUUCUAGACCAAGGAUUGAAAAUCUGGAAUACGAGCAACCCAUGGACAGGUUAUUCUCCUGUUUCAGUUGCUUGGACCGUGAAUGUCGAGGGAGUUGUUGAUUAUAUCAAGGAGCUGCUGAUGAAAACCUGAAGUAUAGGCAUUUGUACUAGUACCCUUCUCACAGCUUUCAAAGCUUUGGAAAUUCAUAACAGUAUAGCUUCUUAAUUGCAAAAUUAUGUAUAAGGUCAUUUUCUUUAUUCCAUUCUAUGUCAAUCAAAACUGAAUAUUAGAAUUCACAAUGUUUCCAAUUUCCACCUUCAAAGCUGAUAAAUUCUAAUCCCAUUCAGAUAAAAAUUUCAUGUACCAAUGAAAUUCUCUUCGCAUGAA